Rhinichthys klamathensis goyatoka is the source of this 826-nucleotide messenger RNA. Its product is annotated as speriolin-like. The coding region runs from base 1 to 765 and encodes 254 amino acids. The record is from RefSeq and is a predicted model, not a curated record. Lineage: Eukaryota; Metazoa; Chordata; Actinopteri; Cypriniformes; Leuciscidae. The transcript is spliced from 5 exons.
AUGGAUGAGGUAAAAAACAUUGAGGAACUGUGCCAUGAAAUGGAUCGUUUGGAUAGUGAAGAAAAUCCCGAGCUGAACAGAUUUACAUCAACCGAUGGUCUGAUCAGUCAUACCGUCCAGGGAAAUAUUCUUUGCUGUAAUUCAGGCAGGAGGUCGAAUCUUGAGUGGAGCGCCACCGUGGACGAGAGCAGAUUCAGUGAUGAGCUGUUGAAAAGAGCCCAUAAGACGUCCUCACCUGUCAAUCUCCUGCACACACUGUCAGCUGUCAAUCACGCGGAGCUGCCCAGCUGCUCCUUCACACACCACACACUCAGAGAUCACAGCAGGUUACUGGGUGAAACUGCCUUCCAGCUGGACCGGCGAAUCCUCUCACAUGUUUUCCAGGAACAGUCUAGACUGUAUGGAUUCACCGUGCAGAACAUACGGGAUAAAAUAGAGCAGGUCUCCAUUCACCCCCUGACCGGGAUUGUGGAUGAAGCUUACAAGUUCCAGCUGUUGGAGAGACACACAGAGAUCAUGAACAGGCUUCAUACGCUGGGCUAUAACACGCGUCUACACCCUCCCUUCAGCGAGUUGAUUGUCAACACCUACGGGAUCCUGAAGGAGACGCCUGGUGCCCAGGAACGGGCCUACACCAACCCUGAGUUUUUGCAAAGGGUGAUUGUUGAAACUGCCCCGUCCCGGUUGCUGAAGGAUCUUCUGCUGCUGCUCAGCUGCUUGUGUUUCAUGGCACGACUGGAUGGACGGAGUCUGUUCCUGUGGUAGAAACGUGUGUCUCAAUCCACAUGUCCCAUCCUGCUUUGCUCCUUUCUGAAAAUAAACAACU